GUCCCUGCCCGGGGUGUCCCCAUGGCGACGUGGUGGCGACUCUGUGUGUGCAGCCUGGGAAUCCUCCUCCUGGCGCCGUGUUCUCUCUCUGAGAAGUUCUCUCUGGCUGGCUCCCCACACCCCGUGGUGGGGGUAGUUGGCCGGGAUGUGGUGUUACCCUGCCAGCUCUCACCCCCAGCCCGGCUGCCCAGCAUGGAAGUGCUGUGGAGGAAAACUGGAUCAGGAUUUAUCCCGGUUCACAAGUACUCGGGUGAGGGUUCCCAGGACCUGCCAGGGGAGGGUUACCAGACCCGGACGGAGCUGUUCCCACAGGAGUUCAGCAGUGGGAACGUCUCCCUGAAGCUGAAACGGCUCCAAGUGUCAGAUGAUGGGAAAUACCAGUGUCUUGUGAGGAACCCAGAAUGGACCCAGGAAGCCACCAUUGAGCUACGGGUUGCAGCUGUGGCUCCAGUGUUCAUUGAUGUACUGGGCCCCCGGGAUCAGGGGAUCGGGCUGGCCUGUAGAACCACAGGCUGGUUCCCCAAACCCGAACUCCAGUGGGUUGGAAAGAACUGGCAGAACCUGGCAAUGGAGAGUGUGACUGACAUGACUCAGGACAGGGAGAACCUGUAUAGUGUUGUGAGUCACGUCACUGUCACAGAAAGGGAAGAGAAUGGAGACAUCGGCUGCAUAGUGCGGAAUGGCCUGCUGGAGACUGAGCAGAGAUCUGCCAUUCACCUCUCAG
Molecule: messenger RNA, 724 nt
Organism: Terrapene triunguis (Three-toed box turtle)
Lineage: Eukaryota; Metazoa; Chordata; Testudines; Emydidae
Product: butyrophilin subfamily 3 member A2-like
Exons: 3
Source: RefSeq, a predicted model, not a curated record